This is a messenger RNA of Knipowitschia caucasica, 636 nucleotides long. The record is from the annotation of a GenBank genome assembly. NCBI's taxonomy places the organism in Eukaryota, Metazoa, Chordata, Actinopteri, Gobiiformes, Gobiidae.
AUGACUCAGUCUCCCAGCAUGCCACAGGGCUCUGAACUGGAUCUGCUGGAGCUGCUGGAGCUGCUGGGGCUGUGGAUCUCCUACCAGGACACCAACUCUAUUCCAGCUGAAGAGCGCCUGUCCAUCUGUCUGUGGUUUCUUGCCACUGGGGACUCCUACAGGACCAUUGCGGGGAGCUUCAGAGCGGGCAUAUCCACCGUCUCCAUGCUCAUCCCAGAUGUGUUCUUCCCAUACGGAGAUGCAUCCAAGUUCGCUCAGCACGCCUUCAGGACCUUCGAUAAGAACGGAGAUGGCACCAUUGACUUCAGGGAGUUCAUCUGCGCUCUGUCCAUCACCUCUAGGGGGAGCUUUGAGCAGAAACUGAACUGGGCUUUCAACAUGUACGACCUGGACGGGGACGGCAAGAUCACACGGGUGGAGAUGCUCGAGAUCAUUGAGGCGAUCUACAAGAUGGUGGGCACCGUGAUCAUGAUGAAGAUGAACGAGGACGGUCUGACGCCUCAGCAGAGAGUGGACAAGAUCUUCUCCAAGAUGGACAAGAACAACGACGACCAGAUCUCACUGGACGAGUUCAAGGAGGCGGCCAAGAGCGACCCCUCCAUCGUACUACUGCUGCAGUGUGACCUCCAGAAAUAA